AUGUCUAUUGCAAAUGAUAUCGAUCAACCAAGACAUAAAAGAAGUGAUGAAGGCAUCAGAGAGAAUCACUCUAGAAGUAAGUUGAAAGCAGGACUGUUUUAAAAUAGCUGUUACUCAAUAGGUUCUGUAGAUAAAGUCCAAAGAUCUUAUAUAUUAUUAGUACGGCCUACACAUAAUAUGAUGUAUGCAUGCUAUUGAAGCGAAGCACGUGUAAACUAAACAAACGCAGCAGGCAUCCAAUGUAAUCCUGAACAGCGCUUUCUCGAUUUAUGCACAAUCUCCAAAUUCCCAGUAAGAUAUAAUCAUUAACAACACUAUUAAUUAUUUUAAAGUAAAUGCAUAUAGAAGUGAUUUGGCUAUGUCGCGAAAGAGUCCUUAAACUCCAUUAAACGAAAUCAUAGCAAUAAGACUAGUAAGACUGUAGGGUUUUGUUCGUAUGAUUUCUGUCAUAUCUGUUGUCUAUUUAGAUUGCUUUUGAUGUUGAUACUCAAGUACAGCUUUGACAGUGUAAAUUCCCUCAUUUCAUGAUAAAGAGUACAAAUUAAGGCAACAUCUGAAAUGCAGUACCUACAGCAUAUGUUGUUAUCAAUUUAUCAUGUUUUUUCUCCAUACGGGUCAAACUAUUUAUGACGAGUUACUUUCAAUAAACUUGAAAUUUUAUUUUACGUUCUGACUUGUUUAAUACAUCAAAAGAAUUUUUGUAGCCGUGAUAUCUCUAUCGGUAACAUGUCAUCAUGUGCAAGGCCUCUACGGAGAAUGUUGUCUUGACAAGAGUGGAAAGCCGUGCCUCUUUGACGCUUACACAUGAUGCUAAAUUAUAAUUACUACAAAUACAUGCAUGCUCAAACCCUUACAUUUUCAAACCGAACAACGAUAUUUCCCAAUCAAUAUUUCAACAUAAUCGAUUUUAGUCAAAUAUUCAGAAAUAUAUAGGAUUUAAAACAAAAUUGAACAAUGUAUUGUGUUUGCUGUGUCAAAGUUAGCGGUAACCAUGGUAAUAUUUUUUUUUCUUCUACAAAAUAAGAAACGGAAUCGAAACUGGUUAUACUCACGUCCGUAUUCUAAAAGCUCACUCACACUCAAUGAGUGGAGGUUCAAUCUGAGCUUCUCUCGAGUGUCAACGCUGUUUUUGAAUAACUGGAGGGUGAGUAGUCACAUAGUAAGGUACGACACUAAUCCUGCAGCUAUACAAAAACAGCAUUGAUACUCGACAGCAGCUCAGAUUGAACCUCCACUCAUUGAGUGUGAGUGCAUGAGCUUUUAGAAUACGGGCGUAAGUCUCGUUUUCGCCAUAAAAUUUCCAUAGAAUUGCUAAAACUUACGUUUGCUAAAUCCAUACGUUUGUUAAUAAAACACUUUGAAAUGUUUUUCGAAUAACUAAUUAACUGCUGUUUGUGUUUAUUAAUACGCUUGCACUCCCGGUUCUUUUUUGAAAAUAUUUGGUUCAUUUAUAAGAAAUUAAAGUCACAUUGAAAUGCAAGAAAAACGGUGUCAAGCAGCUUCUUAAACAAGAAGUACACUUCAAACAUUUACACAAAUUAAAACACAUGCACGUAUAUAGCAUGUUGACUUAACUACUGUAAUUAAUGUUUCAUGCCGUGCCUUAUGUCACAUCGGCUUAUUUCUUUAAAUCUUUAAACUAUUUUCCUCUUAUCUUUAAAAUUAUUCGCUUUAUUUUUGAGACCAGAGGAAAGGUGAUUGAUUCAGGAAAUAUUGUGAUGCGCCCACCAUCAUUGAUGGACUGUUCAGUCGGCCGCUAGCUUUUCAUUCACUUGGGAUAAAAUAGUUGAGCGGAAUCAGUACCUCUUGCUAGCUAUAGGGUGUGUGCGCUGUGUGGGAAAACGUACUACCACUUGCAUGAAAUUAAAUAAAAUAAAAAAAUAAUCAUAACCACCUGUGCUAAAUUAGUAUUAUAAAUGCUGUUGUAUAAUUUAUAGGGCUUGAUACUAGAAUGGCUCAGCAAUUAGCUAUAUUUUGCAUCCAUGAUGCUUGUCAAUAUAAAUUUUCAGGCCAACACAAGGCAUACAAAACUCAUGUAUGCAAAAUAUAUGCUCCAUGGACGUCUCCACAUAUAAUUAUGACAAUUUUGGUCCAUUAAUAAUAUUUUUGAAUUUAUAUUCUAUUCUGAAUAGAAUUUUUUUUCUUAUAGGAAAUUCCACGAAUCUCUUGGUAAGCAGUAUAUUAUAUAGAAUGAUAUUAUUCAGGCUUUCACCUUAUUGCACAUGUUGCUCUCUUCAAAGGGAUACUCAGUUUUCGAAAUUUAAGUGUAAAAUAUCUCACUGGAACAAAUGUUUAAAGUGGGAGUCAUGGUGCAAAUACCCAAUCUAUAGUGGACCUUUCAAGAUUCUGGAUAUUUAUUUUAUUGCCACUCACUAGGUAGAAGGUUCUCUCAGUUGGCGUAUAGAGUUUAGUUUGACAUAAGUUAAGAUAGAUACUGUAGCCUAACUUGCUACGCAGCCAAAUUAAAAUUGAAGAUGGCGUUUCCUUUUUGUAAUGCAUCUGGGACUACUUUUGGCAUCCUUUAUGAGUACACAAGUUUUCUAUGACAAGUUUUUAUGUGACAAGUUUUAUUUGCCAUGUGCACGUAAUGUAUCUGCAACAAAUUUUAUAUGACAAGUUUUCAUAUGACAAGUUUUAUUUACUGGUGUGAACGUGUCAACAAGUUUACUUUGACAAUUUAUUAGUAGCCAGCAAUGUAAUAGUACAGCGGACAACGCGAGCGCUGGCAAAUCACAUCAAAUGUGAAAUGCUCAGAUUACUUUGACAUGUUUUCCUUGUUGAUCCAUAGAGACGAACAAAAUUUGUACUUUGACAAUUUUUUCUAUGACAAGUGCACUUGUUCAAAAUCUAGCAUGCUAGCUUUUGAACAAGUGCACUUGUCAUACAAAAGUUUGUCAAAGUUGCGCCUGCAGACGAGCAAAUAAAACUUGUCACAUAAAAACUUUUGUCAUAGAAAACUUGCUCGUCUGCAACCAGCUUUAGCUAAUGGGCAGUAAAAUUGCUGCUUGUAAUGUUACAUAUCUGUUUAUACACCAGUAAUUCUUAUGUACAUAGGCAUUGUGUUUUCUUAUGCCUCUGGAAUAGUAUAAUUAAGACGAGGAAAUAAAAUUUGACCAUGGAUUUUGGCAAAACAAAUUCGUAAUUAUAUCUAUGCUUAAGGAAUCUAGUCGCGAAAAAUUGAUUGUUUAGUGUUUAUGCGUGUAGUGCACGACUUAUUUUGGCCACGGUCUAUUUUCAAUCGUAUAAAUGGUCUCGUCUUUAAAUUCUCCAAGCAGUCAUGUGAAUUCCAUUGUUUCCAUAAUGCCGAUGAUAAUAUUAUAGUCUAUCAAUUAUACUUCCCAUAUGUUAGGAGACUAACAUAUUUUGGUGAUUUAAAUUACUUUUGUUUAUCUUACAUGCCUUACCGAGUAAAUAAUUUAUCAAUGUAUGUCAACCCUUAUUAUUCUUUUGGUGUCUGAGUUUACACAAAGCUUUUAGCAAGCAGGUAACGCAAAUUGUACUGUACUGUAUACCUAUAAUGACGCGUUAUUUGCAUGCAAUGACGUUGUUAAGCAGCUAUAGACAUUGAUUCGCUGUAAAUUAUUUUACAGUCUGGUCCGGGAGUUUUGGGAAGAACAACUCCUUCCCAGCUCCAACUGCCAUUGAAUAAUUGUGUUGUUGGCAAAAAGGUGGUCGUUCCCCUUCAGAGCAAUUUUUUUCAUUUUACAAGAUAAAAACUUUGCAAAAACAUUUUUUAAGGGCACAGUGAUUGAAAUAAAAAAUUCAAAAAAUUUUUUUGGUUACUCAUUUAUUACACUAAUUAGCGAGUAAAAUUCGGAAGGUUUAAAAAUAUAGGAAUCCGAUAUCACAAUCAGCGCAACUGCCGACUACUAUACUGUACGUGCAAAUCAGUAAAACUGAGUAAUCCAAAUUACCACUGGCGAAAAACAAAGAAAUGAUCAUAGUUAUUAGCCUAACUCCAAUUAUGAUCUUUUCUGAUUGGCUAAACUUCCUACCGAAUAUAUUUGUAUAAUAACAACGUUCAGUUAAAGUGUCACUACCGCCAAAUAUGUUUUUUGGUGUGCACUGUAUAUAUAAUAUCUGAGUCAGUUCAACAAGAAAUAUAACAUACUUUCGUUGGCAAAAAUUAGUUUUCUGUUUCUCCCGCAAAUUCCUCUGACAUCAUUUCUAUUCGGCAACCUUGAAUGUUACGGUGAUAACGUUGGUCAAGGUGAAGAUUUCGUUCCAAAAUAUGUUGCAUUCCCUUACCGCAUGACCCAGGUAUUCAUGAUCGAUUUCUUAAAUUUCCAAUCAGUUUACUUCGAAUUUCAACCAGACCAACACAAGAUAGGUAAUUCUAAACUUUUACAGCAACUUUUCAACUUAUAAAUGCAAAAAAAGCGAUUUUCUAUGACAACUUUCACGCAGCUUGCUCAGAAGUCGACCUCGAGGUUAGCAAAGUCAGUGCGUUGUCAUGCCGACAAAAAUGAACCAAUCACAAAGAGAUUUGCCAGCAUUUCUUAAAUAACAUACAUCAAAAGUUGAAUUUAAAAAAUCUCUUUGUGAGUGAAAUAAUCAUGCAAAUUUGGAAGGAAAACGUGUUGCUAGGGCGUUGCUAUGGAGGAAAUGUUUAAAAAAGGCCUCUUGAAGCCUUAUUUUCUCAAAAAUAAGCAUUUUUGUAGGCAAGAACCACAUGUUAUCUUAAAGUAUAAUACCUAAUGUACCUAUUUAUAGUAUAAAAUUUUUAAAAUUUUUUUUUUCGAAAUUCACAAUUUAAAGGGGGAAUGACCAUUAUUAAAUUAAUGUUUGUUGGAUUCAGUAUUCAAAGAUCCCAUUCAGAAUUACGAGGCCCUCGCGCCAGGUUAUUCUCCAACAACCGAUUCCGCAAUAGUUCUAUCGCCCGUAUUCUAAAAGCUCACUUUCACUCACACUCAUGCAUUGAGUGGAAGUUCAAUCUGAGCUUCUCUCGAGUGUCAUUGCAUGCUGUUAUUGAAUAGCUGGAAGGCUAGUAUCAUACCUUACUCGGUGACUACUCGCCGUUCAGCUAUUCAAAAGCAGCAAUGGCAUUCAAGAGAAGUUCAGAUUGAACCUCCACUUAGUGAGUGCUAGUGUGUUUUUAGAUUACGGGCGUACAUUACUUUUAUCCUACAACGGAUAUGGUAAUAAAGAUUAAGAUUUCCUCAUUUGACAUGCAACUUUUAAGAUUAUAUAUGAAAUAUUUUUCCCGAUUUUUCAUAUCUUGAAGAAUUUUGACUGAAUGGAAUGGGUUAGUUUCGGAUCAAUAUUUCCAUCCAUAGAACUAAUAGAUAUACAAUAUGUGUUUCUAUCUCUUCUCUAUGAAAAAUAUGUCUCGACUCCACAGUCCACAACAUGACAGGUUUAUAUUUUAUAGAAGGACAUUUUCUCCCGCCCCUUUCUCCCGUGGCAAGCAAUUUUGCGCGACUGCGGGGUGUGCAAAUUGUUUUAAUUAAUUGAACAGAAAAUAGUUUCACAAGAAACCUAUUCUAAUGGAUUUUUGACGAAAAUGCUUAGUUUUAAACUGAAUUAGGUUAUAAGCAAAAGGUUUUGUUGAUGAAAGGUAGUCUUCACCAAAUUCAAAUUUGGUGAAUCGACAAUGAGACACGACCUCAUCCCCAGGCCGUUUUGCAUCCACGGCUGAAAGUCGAAGAAAAUGGUCUUGGCAUCGGCUGGUCGAUUAUACAAUCCCAUUGGCCUGUAGUAACUAAUAUAACGAGACAAAGAGGAGACAUGAUUCAUGAUCAAGUACGUAACUGUAUAUAUUGCAGUGAUUUUGUUGAUGUCAAAAACAGGAUUAUUUAUAUUUUUCCUGUUGACUAAAUGAUGCCAUGCAGUUAAUUUGUUGGUUUAAAUAAAUGCAUAAGUAUAAUAAUUUUGGGUUCAUUUUGGUUCAAACAUUUUCCAAAAAAGUGUGAAAAGGUUUUCCACAUAGUUCUAAAAGGUUUUUUAUCAAAGACGAUAAGCUAAGUUUUUAUUGGCAUAACAGGAUCUCAUUCCAUUGAACUGAUUUUGAAUGGUAAUGUAGGCGGAAAUUUUGAACGUAAAUUUUAUACAUUUAUUUUAGACCUAUAACCAGCUAGGAGCAGAUGCCCAAAAAAUCCUGAUAUCACAUUAGUGUUAUCACAUUAGUGUUUAGUAUACUAUAUGUGCAAAUAAAAUUGUGUUUACAUAGCUCUACAAAUGCACUCUGUCGCUCUGUAGCUGAGUUGGUUAGAGCGGGCUCACAAAGCCGCUCGUUCGAUUCCAGCCAGAGAGGGCCUACACUUUCAUUUUUCGCAGCUGCUCUUGGUAUAAGGUCUAGAAUAAUGUAUACAAUUUACACUGAUAAUUUCCAUCUAUAUAUAUACAAAACCUUCCAACAAGACCUUCAAAAAUAAAUCAGCUGUUCGGUUUGUGCAUUUUAUCAUUUUCUUAAAUAGAUUUCUGUCACAGUGCAGCUCAGUUUUGUUGAGUACAGCAACUCCAUCAAGGAAGAUAUCAUCCCUGCUGUUGACAUAGCAACUGCGUCCAAUGGCACCACUGCAUUUGAAAUUUUAACACUGGCAGCGAAACAAAACCCAUGUUACAGAUUUCAAUACAAGACCUUCAGUUUUGGCCGUUAUAUUACACAGAUUUGUUGUGUUUCUGAAAAUACGACCACUCAGUAUCAUUGGUUCAUUAAUAUCAAUGACGGACCAUCGCCAGUUGGAGUUGAUGAACUUAAACCAAGCCAUGGAGACAUCAUAAGAUUUGAGUAUCGAUAUAUAAAUUACAAUGCAAGCAAUCAUCAUGAGAAAGUAAUUGGCGAUCAGUCGAAAACAGGUAUGAUUCCACGCGCGAGUCGCGAGGAUGACGUCUGAUCUAUAUAAAUGUUUACUGGACUAUAACUGUAGGGAGCUACCUUUAAACGUAACUUGCGACGGACAUACGGUUUCAGCAAGUUAGAGAUCAAACUAAUUUAAAAUACAUUACACAACUAAAAUAAUGUUUUUUUAUUUUCUAAAUUUUUUUAUCGAUAAAAUCAUCUAAUUUCGUUAUUUUCAUGCUGCAGGAUUCAACCAGACAGAUGUUGAAGAUACAAAGCCAGAGGUAAGACUAUUUCAGAUCGCAUUUCCAUCAAACACUGAUACUCCAUAGUCAGUUGCAAGUCUAAAGAAUGCGUGUGAUACGACAAAUGCUAUGUGGAAAUGUGGUGUCAAACAUUUAGGCAGAGCAUCCAACUAUGAGAAAACGAUUUUAAUUUCCAAGCGAGUAAAAUUCCGAAGGUUUAAAAAUAUAGGAUAUCCGAUAUCACAAUCAGCGCAACUGCCGACUACUACUAUACGUGCAAAUCAGUAAAACUGAGUAAUCCAAAUUACCACUGGCGAAAAACAAAAAAAUGAUCAUAGUUAUUAGCCUAACUCCAAUUAUGAUCUUUUCUGAUUGGCUAAACUUCCUACCGAAUAUAUUUGUAUAAUAACAACGUUCAGUUAAAGUGUCACUACCGCCAAAUAUGUUUUUUGGUGUGCACUGUAUAUAUAAUAUCUGAGUCAGUUCAACAAGAAAUAUAACAUACUUUCGUUGGCAAAAAUUAGUUUUCUGUUUCCCCCGCAAAUUCCUCUGACAUCAUUUCUAUUCGGCAACCUUGAAUAUUACGGUGAUAACGUUGGUCAAGGUGAAGAUUUCAUUCCAAAAUAUGUUGCAUUCCCUUACCGCAUGACCCAGGUAUUACACAUAGAAAAAUGGCCCUCUCCGAAUAAAACAGGCGACCCGUAGUAGCUCAACCAGGAGGCGAGGCGUUACUGGGAGACUCGUACCCGUAGAAUCAGAACCAAUCAUGGACAGAAAUUAUAAACUGAAAUGGAUCGUAGGUGUUCGAAAUUUGUUCGGUACAUUAAAGCAGUUAAUAUUUGAAUUUCUUGCGGAUUGUGGAAAUUUGACAGAAUUUCUGUAACAGCUCCUUAAAAAUCUUAGGAUAAUGUGUAAACAGUAAUUUAUCAGUAGGGAGAUUAAGCUUCACGUUUGCGGGAACGACAAACGUCAUAGUCGAAUUUUGUUGGCAGAAUUUUUGCACAACUUCUUCUCGUUUUUUUAUCUCAAAAGAAUCAUGAUACAUUACAGUCUUAAAAUAGCAAGUUGAUUUCCCUUUUAUUACCUUGUAGCGUAAAUGUUUUCUUCCCCUGGCGUUUGCCAUUUAACCUUUGAACGCGAAGCUAGAAACUCCCUAAUAUCAAACACCAGCUGCGCAACUUUGAGUAUCGGUGACUCAACCAAUUAUAAUAACAUCAAUGCCUUUACCAGGUUUCUGUUUCCGUCGGACUAAGUUUCGCCGACCAUCCUUCUCCAAAUGUUAUCCCUUUUCACGAAGUCGAUGCAGCCAGUAAUACGACAGCUUUUGAAUUGCUGCAACUUGCCGCAAAACUCAACCCAUGUUACAACUACCGAUACAAACAGUUCAGCUUUGGCCGUUACAUAACAACGAUAUGUUGCGUGGAACAAAAUACGACGUCUGGUUUUUAUUGGUUUGUUUAUAUUAAUGGCAAACGUUCAUCAGUUGGAGUCGAUUUACUCAAGCCAAAAGAUGGAGAUACAUUGACAUUUCAAUACGAACAGUGGAAGCUACAAAAUACCAAUGAUACAACACUUAGUGCAACGUACAGUACUAUGAAUGCACCUGUAACAACACCCCGGAGUACUCCAACAGGAAAAUCGGCGAAAACGUUUUCACUCUGGUUCAAUCUAUACCUCUUGUCAGCAGUUGCAAUAUUAUCUUUGCAAUUAUAAACAACUACCCGAUCAUUCGUUUUUUGUUUAUGUAUUGCUUAACCAUAUUCUUGUUGCUAGUAGCAUACUUCUUCUGCAAAAUUAUAGAAAUUAUCUGCCAUAUUAACACACACAGUACAGCAAAAAGGCACAAAAGAUAUAACUCGAAAACG
Molecule: messenger RNA, 8891 nt
Organism: Paramuricea clavata
Lineage: Eukaryota; Metazoa; Cnidaria; Anthozoa; Malacalcyonacea; Plexauridae
Source: the annotation of a GenBank genome assembly